GUGGCACUGAGCGACCCGCCUCUUCUUGCUUUUACGUAUUUCCGGGACACGGCUUUUUCUUCUUCCGGCACACAUAAACAUGGCGCCCCCAGUCCCGCUGCUCGCAGUGCGUGGAUCAGAUGGAACGUCUCUGCUCUGUGGUCCUCCACAGUGUGAGCAGCAUUCUUCCUUUCCGAGGGACUCUCGGCUUGGCAGGUGUGCCACCUUCAGCAGAGACGGGACGCUGUUCGGCUGGUGCAACGGACACACUGUCUCUGUGGUGAAAUCCUCAGACAGCUCCAUUGUGUCGACCUUUGACCUCCCAAAGACAGCCCUGCUGGAGUUUUCCCCUCUGAACAGCAUCCUGGUCACCUGGCAACCGUACAGCAAGAGUCAGGACAGUCCUCAGGGCGAAGCGAACCUCCAGCUGUGGGAGUUACAAAGCGGUCAGCUGAUCAAAGCUCUGUACCAGAAGAAGGUCGACUCCUGGUGUCCCAGCUGGUCUGAUGACGAGAAGAUCUCUGUGAGGAGCGUCAACAAUGAGCUGCACUUCUUCGAGAACAACGACUUCAACACCAUCGCCAACAAGCUUCACAUGCAGAAAGUUUCUGACUUUGCGUUGUCACCUGGAGGUCAGCCCAGCAAGGUAGCCGUCUACGUCCCAGGCACUAAAGGCGCCCCUUCGUUCGUUCGUCUGUACCAGUACCCGGUGCUGGGAGGACUGACUGCGGCGCUCGCCAACAAGAGCUUCUUCAAGGCCGACAGAGUCACCAUGCAGUGGAACAGGAAAGCCUCGGCGGUUCUGGUGACAGCGAGUACUGAGGUGGAUAAAACUGGAGCUUCAUAUUAUGGAGAGCAGACGCUGCAUUACCUCGCUGUUAACGGAGAGACCGCUCUGGUUCAGCUGCUGAAGAACGGCCCGAUCUACGACGUGGCGUGGAGUCCGAACUCGGCAGAGUUCUGUGUGGUCUACGGCUUCAUGCCGGCCAAAGCCACCAUCUUCAACCUCAAAUGUGACCCGGUGUUUGACUUCGGAACUGGACCAAGAAACGCCGCCUACUACAGUCCUCAGGGCCACAUACUGGUCCUGGCCGGCUUUGGGAACCUGCGGGGUCAGAUGGAGGUCUGGGACGUGAAGAAAUACAAACAGGUGUCCAAACCGCAGGCUCCAGACGCCACGCAUUUCUCCUGGUGUCCUGACGGCGAACACGUCGUCACGGCGACCUGUUCCCCUCGGCUGCGGGUCAGUAACGGUUAUAAGAUCUGGCACUACACCGGCUCCGUGCUGCACAAAUGGGACGUGGCGGCCGGUUCGGAGCUGUGGGAGGUCCGCUGGCAGCCGUUCCCUGACGGCAGCUUCCCCGAGCGGGCCGUGAAGUACCAGGCGGCACCCAGCGAGCUGGGGACCACGCAGGCCCCGCCCACCCAGGCGUACCGCCCACCUGCACUGAGACACCUGCCGGCCACGCCCAGCGCCAAACUGCAUGAGGAGGAGCCCCCUCAGAACAUGCGUCCAGGUGUUUCGGGGGAGAAGAGUCUUUCUAAAUCAGCCCUGAAGAAUCAGAGGAAGCGAGAAGCUAAGAAAGCAGCUAAACAGGAAUCAAAGUCUGAACCCGAAGCUCCGCCUGAACCCGCCCCCGUCACCAACAGCCCAUCAGAGCAGACCAGCGGUGACCCGGAGACAGACAAGAAGAUAAAGAAUUUAAAGAAGAAACUUAAAGCCAUCGAGGAGCUGAAGGAGCAGCAGGUGUCUGGUAAAGUCCUGCAGAAGAACCAGCUGGAGAAGAUGCAGAAGGAGGAGCAGCUGCUGAAGGAGUUGGCGGAGCUGCAGAUCUGACAGUAGGGGGCGCUAAAGGAGCUACAGGCCACGCCUCCAAAUCCCACAGUCCAUUUCUCUCUCAGAGGGGGGGGUGCAUUGCACUUAAUCAGACUGAAGGCUGCAUCUGUUUCUGAAAUAUUUUAAGUUUCCUCAGUUUUCCUUCACCUGACAGACACCUGAGGACAGGUGAUGAGGGGGCGUGGUCAUGGUGGACGCACCCACACAGUCGUGAACUGACGAGAUAGUUAGAUUUCUGUUUUCAUGCAUCUGCCUGCGAUCGGUUCUUUCCCAUGCCUCCGGAGGUUUUCCAAAGGAAUUCUGGGAAAUGUAGUUCACAAAAAUGGAAACAAACAGUUUGUCACCAAAUAACUGCUGAGUGUGAAAAAAAAAAAAAAAAAAAAAAUCACAGGCUGGAGGAAAUGGUCUUUUUUAAAGGAGCAGUUCAACAGUUUCAGGAUUUAACAAAGUGUUGCACUGUUCCUUUAACACAGUGGAAACUGUGUGUGUGUGUGUGUGUGUGUGUGUGUGUGUGUGUGUUUGUGUGGGAGACACACAUAAAGCAGUCCAUUGAACCCUGUUGCUGUGCAACAUCUGUACAGAUGCUGAAGCCUCUGACAGUGUUUCUUUCAGAAUAAAAGCCUUCUCUCCACUCAGCCGGUCAGCAGAUAAACAGAGUCACACAAGUUCUGUUAGUUCAGAGGUUUUGGAUCAAACUAAACCUAAAUAAACAGUUUGUAAUCAAGUCA
Messenger RNA from Xiphias gladius (swordfish), 2544 nucleotides. RefSeq names its product eukaryotic translation initiation factor 2A (gene eif2a). Gene Ontology annotation, cellular component: cytosolic small ribosomal subunit. Gene Ontology annotation, molecular function: tRNA binding; ribosome binding; mRNA binding. Lineage: Eukaryota; Metazoa; Chordata; Actinopteri; Istiophoriformes; Xiphiidae. The transcript is spliced from 16 exons. The coding region runs from base 80 to 1816 and encodes 578 amino acids. Gene Ontology annotation, biological process: translational initiation. The record is from RefSeq and is a predicted model, not a curated record.